Messenger RNA from Verticillium dahliae VdLs.17, 321 nucleotides. RefSeq lists its product as uncharacterized. The coding region runs from base 1 to 321 and encodes 106 amino acids. The transcript is spliced from 2 exons. NCBI's taxonomy places the organism in Eukaryota, Fungi, Ascomycota, Sordariomycetes, Glomerellales, Plectosphaerellaceae. The record is from RefSeq and is a predicted model, not a curated record.
AUGGUCAACUGGGAAGAUGCCGAUCUCCGGGAUGCCCUGCUUGUAGGCUUCUGGAACACCUUCAAGGAGCACUUCUCUCAGGAGACCAAGGAUCAGAUCAUGGCUGCCGCUCAGAAACAUGACUCGACGAUCAACUGGAACAAUUUCCGCUGCCACACCAGCACCAAAAUGGUCAACUGGGACAACGCCGAGCUGGCCUUGCGCAUCGUGACUUACCUCUGGAACACCUCCAAGGACAAGUUCACUCCCGAGUUCAAAGAAAAUAUGAUCUUUGAGCUCAAGAAGGUCGAUGCUACCAUUACCUGGGAGGCACUCCGGUAG